AUGCGGUUCUCCGCCUCGCGCAUGGUGCUGCGCGCGUACGACGGCCAGAGCCGGCUCGAGGCCGCGAGAUCCGCGCGCCGGUGGUGGCCCAGCCUCCAGCCCGUCAGACUGGCGCUCGUUGUGGGAACUAUGAACAUAGAUGCAGAGUCCCUCUUGCUCGCUACUUUAGCGAAAAGUCUUGUCGGGCUGGGUUACCAGGUCGAGGUUUUAGCAUUCUCUUAUGGGAAAGCUCAUGACAUUUGGAGAACUAUUUGUCGUGUAAAUAUCGUGAGAAUUGACAAGUUGAAGUCUGUCGAUUGGUUAAAUCUUAUGCAGGAACCUUUUCAAUUUCUACCAGUGGUUUGGCUUAUUCAUGAUGAUGCUCUUGGACAACACCUUAGAAAUUAUCCAGAGUUGCAUCUGUCCAUUCCAAAUCAUAUUGAAGAUUGUUGUUAUACUCUCCCCUUGAUACUGGGAAUUUCUUGGUCAUUUCUGGUUCCCCGGUUGAUAUCUGGGCUGCUAAAGGAUAUGGCACAUCACAUUCUCAAGAAACUUUAA
Molecule: messenger RNA, 537 nt
Organism: Lolium rigidum
Lineage: Eukaryota; Viridiplantae; Streptophyta; Magnoliopsida; Poales; Poaceae
Exons: 5
Coding region: 1-537 (178 amino acids)
Source: RefSeq, a predicted model, not a curated record